AUGUCAACUUGGAAUCAACUCUACGAUCUUGAACCCCUCCUCCAUACUCCUCCCACAGAACCAACCUCAAAACAACAACACUCGUACAUUACCUGCAAACCCUACAGACGCUACGAUUCCGAUACCUCUUCCAUCAGCAGUGCUGAAGGCAUCGACGAUUUCGACAGCCCAACCUGGUGGGAUAUCCUUGACCACGAAGAAGAAGCCAUCACCCGCUACAAGAAGUUCUUGCGCGAGCAAUUAGCCAAAGGACAGAGUUCGAAGAAGCAAGAAGAACCUGAGGUUAUGAUGAGAAGAUUGCAAGCGAAAAGCAAGCCUGUACAAACUACAAAGACAGUGUCUUUGCCAGAAAGAUGCAAGGAGAAAAGCGAUCACACGCAUAUUGUUGAGAAGAUGCAGAAUUCGCGAGAUCUGGCUGGACCGGUUGAGUUCUGUUUCUGGAGUAUGAACGGUCAAGAGUGCAGAUGUGGAAAAUGUUGA
This is a messenger RNA of Aureobasidium melanogenum CBS 110374, 480 nucleotides long. RefSeq lists its product as uncharacterized. Lineage: Eukaryota; Fungi; Ascomycota; Dothideomycetes; Dothideales; Saccotheciaceae. The record is from RefSeq and is a predicted model, not a curated record. The coding region runs from base 1 to 480 and encodes 159 amino acids. The transcript is spliced from 2 exons.